CAGAUACCACAAUGCCAGUCACCGAAAUUGCCCUCCUGCGCCUUAGAGCCGAAGAACCCUCCCCCAUAACAAAGACGAAUCUCAUCCAAGCUCAGCAUGCGCAAAGCGAGUACUCAAAGUACCCGGCGCGCUUCUUCCGCCAGAUAGAGGACCCCCAAUGCUUUUAUAUCACUGGAGGGUGGGAAUCUGUUGCUGUCCAUACUGGAGACUGGAUUACGUCUGAGACGAAUCUGGCGAAUCUGGGACGGUUGAAGGAUGAUGUUGAUGUUGAGUGGAUGUUUCAUUUGGAUAUGGAUCCUGCUACCUCUUCUAUCCCAUUUGACGCACCUGUCAUUGCUAUAAGCAGGUAUUUUGUCGCGGCAAGUAACAAGAAUGAAUAUGAGGCCAUGUUCAAAAAAGGGAUACCUCACCUUGGAGCGUAUACGGCGCCAUUCUCAUACGCUGGUGGGUGGAGGAUUGACAAGGAAGGGGAAGAUGAGGAAUAUGUGCUGUUCAGCGGGUGGAAUAAGGUGGAGGAUCACUUUGGAUUCGCCGAAUCGGAUGCGUUCAAGGAGUUUGGGGAGAUCAGAAAGGUGCUGAAAGGCGCUGAGAUUAAACAUGUGCGAGUGGAGAAAUGGGAGUGA
Messenger RNA from Penicillium pulvis, 623 nucleotides. RefSeq lists its product as uncharacterized. The transcript has 2 exons. The record is from RefSeq and is a predicted model, not a curated record. Lineage: Eukaryota; Fungi; Ascomycota; Eurotiomycetes; Eurotiales; Aspergillaceae. The coding region runs from base 12 to 623 and encodes 203 amino acids.